GUCCUCCGCGCGCCAUCAGCCUAACGGACUCAGCCGGCGUCCAGCAUGGUGGUAACAUUGGUGGGAGUCCUGGGCCUGAGCUGGACACUGGCUUUGGCCCAUCCACUAGCCUCCACCGCCCCUCCUGGAGCCGAUGGAGCCCCCAAGACAGAUCUGCACCCCGAUGAGAUCGGACGCUGCUCAGAGGACUGGGGCUUCGAUGCGGUCACCCUGGAUGAGUCGGGGACCAUGAUGUACUUCAGAGGGGAAUCCGUAUGGAAGAAACACAGUGGCGCCCGGGAACCGGUGAACGCCACUUGGCCGGAGGUGGGAGGUCAUGUGGACGCUGCCUUCCGCCUGCACCGGCCGGCGCGGCCCGAAGCCCACGACAAUGUCUACCUCUUCCGGGGUGAGCAGGUCUGGGUGUAUGAAAACGGGCUGCUCAAGAAGGGCUACCCCCGCCUCGUUUCCGAAGAGUUCCCGGGCAUCCCCACCCCGCUGGACGCCGCCGUGGAGUGCCACCCGGGAGAGUGCAGGGCCGAGGGCAUCCUCUUCUUCCAGGGCCGGCGGACCUGGUUCCUAGAGCUGGCCUCAGGCACGGUGAAGGAGCGGACGUGGCCCACCGUGGGCAACUGCACGGCCGCCUUGCGCUGGCUGGGCCGCUACUACUGCUUCCAGGGCGGCCGCUUCCUGCGCUUCGACCCCGUCUCCGGCGAUGUGCCUCCUCACUACCCCCGGCUUCUCCGCGACUACUUCAUACGCUGCCCGGGCAGAGGGCAUGGCCACGGGGCCCACCAGAACAACUCGCAGCCUCAAGAUGACCGCUGCAGCGGCCUCAACUUCUCGGCCUUUCUCUCCGAUGACUCCGGGCGUAUCUACGCCUUCAGCGGGCUCAGGUAUUGGCGAGUGGAUUUGCAGCGGGACGGCUGGCACGCCUGGCCCAUCAACCACCAGUGGCCCGAGGUCCAGGGUCCGGUCGAUGCGGCCUUCAGCUGGGAGGAGAAGGUGUACCUGAUUCAGGACUCCAACGUAUACAUCUAUGGGGGAAGGGCUGGCUUCACCCUGGUCUCUGGCUACCCCCGACAACUGAGCAAGGAACUGGGCAACCCUGGUGACCAGACAGUGGAUAAGCUGGACGCGGCCUUCACCUGCCCCAAAUCUUCCAAGGUGUACCUCAUUUCCGGCUCCCACAUGUGGGUCAAGGACCUGGCCCAGAGCCACAGGGACUCUUGGAAGGAGCUCUUCUUCCCUCAUGACCAUGUGGACGGAGCCCUGUGCACAGCGGGUGGCCUCUACCUCAUCCAAGGCCCCAACUUGUACCGCUACGGGGGCCCAGAGGAGCUCACGCCAUCCACCAUCCCUCCGAAACCCUUCAGUCUGGCCACUAGCCUCCUGGGUUGUGCCCACUGACCACCCAAGAGACCCCUUCUCCCCUCCCCUCUAAUCCCCCCCUCCCCAUUUCCCCUCACUGCUACUUUGUCCUCCUCAGAGGUCCGGCAGACAGUCCGUCUGGUGGCUCCUCUCCCCUCCUCCUGAAAUCCCCCGUGCAGCUGUGGCAAUAAAUCAACCGGAUCUCGCCAGCUCUCUGGUCAUAAUAAUAA
Tachyglossus aculeatus (Australian echidna) is the source of this 1580-nucleotide messenger RNA. It is a transcript of the gene HPX, whose product is annotated as hemopexin. Bases 46 to 1389 code for a protein of 447 amino acids. The record is from RefSeq and is a predicted model, not a curated record. Lineage: Eukaryota; Metazoa; Chordata; Mammalia; Monotremata; Tachyglossidae. The transcript is spliced from 10 exons.